Messenger RNA from Aplysia californica (California sea hare), 2110 nucleotides. RefSeq names its product DIS3-like exonuclease 2. The record is from RefSeq and is a predicted model, not a curated record. Gene Ontology annotation, molecular function: 3'-5'-RNA exonuclease activity; RNA binding. Gene Ontology annotation, cellular component: P-body; exosome (RNase complex). Gene Ontology annotation, biological process: miRNA catabolic process; mRNA catabolic process. NCBI's taxonomy places the organism in Eukaryota, Metazoa, Mollusca, Gastropoda, Aplysiida, Aplysiidae.
AUGGAUGUGGAGGAUCAGCCUUUUACAGAGGAGUGUCUCCCGACAGACCUGCCCUGGAGCAUCCCGGCGUCUGAGAUGAGCUACCGGCGAGACUUCCGGCGAGAGUGUGUGUUCACCAUCGACCCGGCCACUGCCCGAGACCUGGACGACGCUGUCUCCAUCGAGGAUCUCGGCAACGGUAUGUUUGAGGUGGGCGUGCACAUCGCAGACGUGAGCUUCUUCGUGAAGGAGGACACCGCCCUGGAUGAGUCGGCCGGCAGUCGGGCCACCAGCGUCUACCUGGUGCAGAAGGUCAGAGGCGGUCAAGUGUCCUUGUCGUCCUACCUGAUCUUUGAUGAGUGGUACGGCCGGUCGGUCAUUCGGUCCUGUGUCAAGCUAAGCUAUGAUCACGCUCAGGGGUUCAUCGACCAGCCGGAGAAAGAGUGGAGCCGCGACGAGCUUCCUGCCAUCACCAACACCUUUGGCGUGGAAGAUGUCAAGAAACGGGUGCUGCAGCUUAAUAAGAUCGCGGUCAGCCUGAGGAAGCAGAGGUUUGACAACGGGGCGCUGCGUCUGGACCAGGUCAAGCUACAGUAUGUGCUGGACGGAGAGUCGGGCCUGCCCAAGGGAUACUUCGUCUACGAGCAGCGAGACAGCAACAGACUGAUCGAGGAGUUCAUGUUGCUAGCCAACAUGGCGGUGGCCCACAAGAUCAAGAGUUCGUUCCCCGAGCUGGCCAUCCUCCGCCGCCACCCCCCGCCCCAGACCAAGCCGCUGGCAGCUUUGCACGCCAAGUACUUCUGUGCUGGCUGCAUCGCGGACGAGUCUCUGUACCACCACUACGCCCUCAACGUGCCGCUGUACACACACUUCACCUCUCCCAUCAGACGCUACCCUGACAUCAUGGUGCACCGGCUGCUGGCCGCCGCUCUCGGUUACUGCCCUCCCCCGGCCAGAAUCAAGGAACUGUUCCAGAAACAGGCGGAGCUUUGCAACGACAAGAAGCAGAACGCCAAGAUGUGCUCCGACCGCAGUAGUGAGAUGUACUUCUCCAUCUUUGUCAAGGAGGCUGGCCCCCUGGAGGAGAUGGGGAUGGUGAUGGGCGUUCUGGACAAGUCUUUCGACGUUCUCAUCCUGAGGCUGGGGGUCACCAAGCGAGUCUACUUAGAUAAACUGCCAUUGAUGAAGUCCAAGUUCCGUAAGAACAAGAAAUGUCCUGAGCUGCUGAUUGAGUGGGCGGCCGAUGAGUCAUGUGACCACCGGACCAGGCAUCUCAUUACCGUGUUCACCGUGGUCGACUGUUAUAUCUAUGCUGAGAACACUCCGCUCAUGUGGUCGUGUGUGAUCCGAAGACCCAAGGCAGAGAUCAAGAGAGUGUCGCGGGAAUGAUGGAUUUGUCUGGUGUAGUAGAGGGAUAGAGAGGGAGGGAGAGGGAGGGAGGCAGAGAUCAAGAGAGUAUAGCACGACUGAUGGAUUUGUCUGGUGUAGUAGAGGGAUAGAGAGGGAGGGAGAGGGAGAGAGGCAGAGAUCAAGAGAGUGUCGCGCGACUGAUGGAUUUGUCUGGUGUAGUGUGGUGGUCAAGAGGGAGAGGGAGGGAGGGAGAGAGAGAGAGUUUGUCGCGGGACUGAUGGCUUUGUUUGGUGUAGUAGAGGGAUAGAGAGGGAGGGAGAGGGAAAGAGAGAGUGAGAGAGAGAGAGAGAGAAAGAGAGUGUCACGCGACUGAUGGCUUUGUCUGGUGUAGUGUAGUGGUCUAGAGGGAGAGGGAGAGAGAGAGGGAGAGAGAGAGAGAGAGAGAGAAAACUGUGGAAAGGGAAGAUAUCACUUGGCAGUUCCUUUUUCAUACCCUGAAGUCACUCGGUCGUCUCUGAAGUCACUCGGUCGUCUCUGAAGUCACUCGGUCGUCUCUGAAGUCACUCGGUCGUCUCUGUGUCUAUUGCUAGUCAUUAGAAGGAAUGUUGGAGAGGGGUAGAAGGAGAUAGCGAGAAGGAAGAAAAAGAUAUAUAAAGGAGUGGGAGAGAGAGUGAAAAGGGGACAGAGGUAUGUUUAGUUGGGGAAGUGAGAGGAAAGGAGAGAGGGUUUUAAAGAGAGUGAGAGAGGACGAGAGAGAGAGAAUGAGAGAGAGGAAAGGAAA